This is a messenger RNA of Paramecium pentaurelia, 886 nucleotides long. NCBI's taxonomy places the organism in Eukaryota, Ciliophora, Oligohymenophorea, Peniculida, Parameciidae. The record is from the annotation of a GenBank genome assembly.
UAUGCAAACUCUUGUAGGAACACAAAAAGGCUAAAUAUAUCAUCUAGAAAUCAACAGACCAAAAUCAUUGUAACUUUAUUAUUUCAAUAAAAUUAGAAAUUCCAUGUCCUCUUAGCUUUUCUAAGAUUUCAAAGCUGCUGUUGAUAUCAUUAAUAAAGCUGAUGAUGUUAGAGUUGUUGUUUUAACAGGUAGAGGCAAUCAUUUUUGUGCUGGCUUAGAUCUUAAGGAAGCUCCCUUAAUGUUUUAAGUAAGAUCAAAUUUUAAAUACAGUUCCAUGAAGACAUGGAUUAAGCAAGAAAAUCAAUUAGGAUUUAUGAUCUUCUCAAAGAUUGGUAAAUCGCUAUGACAUCCUUGUCAAGAAUCAAAGUCCCUGUAAUUGUUGGUGUCUAAGGAUAUUGCUUAGGUGGUGGAGUCGAUCUCAUCACUUCUGCUGAUAUUAGAUAUUGCUCUGAAGAUGCUAAAUUCUCAAUUAAAGAAAUUGAUCUUGCAAUGUAAUAAUUCUAAAUUUAUAUAUACUUCAGGGCUCCUGACAUAGGUACUUUACAAAGAUUGGGUCUAUAGAAUGCUAAUACAUCAUUAUUCAGAGAAUUAGCAUACACAGGAAGAAUAUUUAAUGCUCAAGAAGCACUAAAAUUAGGAUUAGUAAGUAAGAUUGUAAAGAAUGAACUUUUAAAUGAAGAAAUAUUUAAAUUAGCAUAAUUAAUAGCUACAAAAUCACCAAUUGGUUGUUAUACAAUCAAAAGCAUAUUAACAAGAGAAUAAAAUUUAGAUUAGCAUUUAGAUGUUAUGGCCAGAACAAAUAUGGCAAUGCUCUUUACAAAUGAUGUUCCUAUAGCUAUUACAUCCUCAAUGACUAAAACAAAAGCAGAAUAUCCUAAAUUAUGAG